AUGAGCCCCAGCAAUCAACAUCCUCCCAGCUCGUCCUCUUCGGGUCUCCCUGGUCCUUCUGCCACAGCUCCUCACUCUGACUCGAAUGCGCAACUCGGGAACAAUGGAUACGCACCGAAUGACAAGCAGCUUGCUGGGUUAGUCGAAGCAGCAACUGCGGCAGCAGACCAAGAUGUUUCACAAUGGGCUACAGCGGAAGCAAUCGCCACAGCUGCCGGCGCGGCUGGCCAUCACCAUCAGCUUGAAGCAUACGGAGCCGACAUGCAUCUUGGUGACGACGGCUUUUCCAAUGCGAACUUCGCAAACCCUAUGGGAAACGCGAGGCAGAUGAGAACACCCAGUCACACCGAUCACCAAUCUCCUGGCCUCACACGCACGGCAACAAAGAAGCGCAAGCGUAAUGAUGAUAACCUCGACCCCGCAUUGGCGGGUGCUGGUCUGGCUUCUGCUCAGCACCAAGCGCAGUCUCAGCAAACCCCGCAUGGAUAUACCGCCGAGGGUAUGGACAUCCGUGCCGAGCAACCUCAAUCGCUGUCUGAUGCUCGUGCUGUUGGUGUUCAUUCGGCUGCUGCAUUGUUCCGCCAGCCAUCUAGCAAUAAGAAGUACACCCGGCCUCCAAUCUCGAAGAUGUUCUCCUCGCUGGAGAUAUCACCAGAGAAUUUCUUGCAUCUUCAGGCAGCUGCAAAGAACUACAUGUUGGACGAUGACCACCCGGAAAGACGUGACUGCGUUGGUCAACGAGGCAAGGGAGACAUAGAAAUGGUCAAACUCCGCCUCUGGAAUUGUGUCCGUCAGUUCCUUGAAGCCGAAGGUAACGGUGAGCGCUUUUUUGGAGAAAAUGUCGCCAACGAGGGAGUUGGCCCCAGAGAAUACAUUUGGCCCCGCGACCAGCAGAAGAUCAUCUCGUUGGUCAUCCCAUUGCUUCGAAGAAUGGUCACAAACGAGAGACAACGUCAAUACGCCAUUGAGACUCGCAAAGGCGGCGGUACUGAAGAUCGAAAACGCCGCAAAACAGAGGAAUUCCCGAAUUUAAACAGCUCUCGCUUUUCGCCUGAUCAGUCUCUUAUGCAAGAACAGACACAUCGUGAGGAGAUGUCGCAAUCGAUGCCUUCACAUCCCCUCCAACAACCAAUCGACCCGACCCAAUCUAUCAACUUGAGUCUUACGAAUCUCCUUCUGGACGGAUACACAGUGGACUGGGAAGAGAUCGCCCGUCACUACGAAGCAUACAACCAAAGCUUCGAACUCGAUAAUCUAUGGUCUCUUUCCGGUCUCCAGCAGCCCGAUUGGCGAGGUCUAGUUGCUGCGGUUGAUAGCCAUUACCAUGUGGUUCACAACGAUGGCUACGAGUGUCCUCCUGCCUGUGAGGAUGAAAAUAUCAACCGCAUCAUUCACGACGAUGCGACAUCAUCUCUCAUGUGGCGGAUUGGCGGAGGCCGUCAAUCCCCAGCGCGCGAUGAAUUCGCUAGCAGCAUUACCCGUGAUGUCUCCCGCGUUAUCCGCGAGAACAUCGCGGCCCGCCAUGGCCAACCCCAGCCAGAGAAUCACUUCCAUCAUAUGCCAUUCACACCGCCCGAAAACCCUCAAUCUCAAUCCCAACACCAAACUUCCCUCCGCGUCAACAUCAUUCAAGGCGGAAAACGCAUUCUCCCCAGAUUCGACCUACCGGCCGGUCAAUACCCUAAUAUAGAAACUCUCAAGCAGGCUAUUCUUCGUCGGUAUCCAGGCCAGAUUCCCGGGUUGUUCAACCAGGAAGGGAACGCCGCCGCACAAGAAGCCCGUGAGUCUGCUGUCACUGCGUCCUGGAAGGUGAAAGUUUGGCUACCGGACGGCUUGAUUCCAGUAGUGAACCAAAAGGAUUGGACUAUUGCGCUGCUUUCGGCUGAUACUGUUGAUUGGAUGGAUGGGGACUUGAAGGUUCUCAUUGAGACUGAUUAG
Penicillium olsonii is the source of this 1938-nucleotide messenger RNA. The record is from the annotation of a GenBank genome assembly. Lineage: Eukaryota; Fungi; Ascomycota; Eurotiomycetes; Eurotiales; Aspergillaceae.